UUUUUUUUUUUUUUUUUGCUUGAAUCAGUUUUGGUGGUCUCAGCCUGAGCUCAAAGCAUCACAAAAAACAGGACCCAAAAAUCUUCACUUCUCAGACCAAAACUAAGAUUUCUAUCAACAAGCAUGGAAACCUCUUCAGUUCUGUCACUCUCUCAGCUCUCUUUUUUCUUACCAAAACCUUACAGGAACAAAGCUUAUCCUUCUUGGUCAUGCAAGAAACCAAGAACCACUCAACCAACUCGCUUGUACUGCCAAAAGAUGUAUGUCCCUGGAUUUGGAGAAGCAUCACCAGAGAAAAAGGCAGCAAAAAACCUGCAUGAUUUCUUCACUUACAUUGCUGUUAGAAUUGUCACUGCACAGCUAGAGAGCUAUAGCCCCGAAGCAUAUGAAGAGUUGAUGGAGUUUUUGAGUAGGCAUUCCUUGAAUGAUGGAGACAAAUUUUGUGCUGAACUGAUGAGGGAAUCUUCUAGGCAUAAGGGUUUGGCUAUGCGAAUCUUAGAGGUUCGAUCUGCGUACUGUAAGAAUGAUUUUGAGUGGGACAACUUGAAGAGAUUAUCAGUGAAGAUGGUUGAUGAAUCAAACACAAGCCUCAUGAGAGAUUAUGUUGUCGAAACAAGCCCCACUAAAGAAAGUGAGAAGUGAUCAAUCUAUAUGCACCAGUUGUUGUAUCUGUCUGAAUCCAUCCAGUGUUCUGCCCUGAUUACACCAUAUUCCUAUGUUAUGCAAUAGAAAUAUCCUUCUGAUAUGAGCUAUGAUAGCCAUUCGAAUGGUUACGGUUCCAAAGUUCGGUUCCAAAGUUCGAUCGCAGGCGUUGGAGACCAAAUUAUUGUAAUAUAUGAACACGAGUUAAUUGAUGAAGAUUACGCUAGAUAUCUUUUUAAUGUAAUGCUUUCUAGUAUUCAA
Molecule: messenger RNA, 903 nt
Organism: Populus trichocarpa (black cottonwood)
Lineage: Eukaryota; Viridiplantae; Streptophyta; Magnoliopsida; Malpighiales; Salicaceae
Product: chaperonin-like RBCX protein 1, chloroplastic
Exons: 6
Coding region: 124-642 (172 amino acids)
Biological process (GO): ribulose bisphosphate carboxylase complex assembly
Molecular function (GO): protein folding chaperone
Source: RefSeq, a predicted model, not a curated record